Molecule: messenger RNA, 994 nt
Organism: Ziziphus jujuba (common jujube)
Lineage: Eukaryota; Viridiplantae; Streptophyta; Magnoliopsida; Rosales; Rhamnaceae
Exons: 1
Coding region: 85-621 (178 amino acids)
Source: RefSeq, a predicted model, not a curated record
CCCCUUCUCAUUUUCUUACACUCUUGACAACACGUUUUAAAGAAGAAAAAAAAAAAAAAAAUAGUAUUACAAUUUCAAUUCUCUAUGGAAGAUUACUCUUCUUCAUCUUCCUCUGCUUCGUACCUUUCCCAUAACAUACAAGAAACUAAGGUUGCGAAACGAACACUUCCUUACUAUUCGUCACUCCACUCUGUCCGUAAAGCUCCCGUGAAGCCAUGGAAGAAGCCGAUUGCUCCUCUGCCUCCGACACCGCCUAGGGUUUACAAGGUUGACCCGAUGAACUUCCGCGAACUUGUUCAGAAGCUCACCUCCGCACCUGAGUAUGUCCAGGGUCGGCGCCUGCAAAGCGUGGCUCCGCCACCGCUUGAUGUUGCUGUGGCACAGCCAGCUUUGGUUCGUGAUCAGAAGACCGAUGCAACGGUGGUGGUUCGUCCUUUGCCUGCGAAACCUUCAUUGUCUGCAAUGUAUAUGGAGUUUUCUGAUGCACUGGAAAUGAAAUCUCAGAAGGGAUCUGAUGCUUUCCUUGGGUUAAAUCUGUCACCUUCUUCGUAUAGUUGGUGUUCUGUCCCUCUUCUGAGCCCUGGAACUCUCUCUAGUCUUGAACAGAGCACGGUUCUUUAGGGCUCCCUUUCUUUUUCCUUUUUCCUUUUUCUUUAUAUAUAUAUAUAUAUAUAUAUAUAUAAUCAUUUAGGCUGUCUAUCCAGUAUAUUUACAUGUAUACCGAUCACCAGCAUAUUCUUAGAACUGUUGGGUUUGAUUUAGUUCGUCCCUAUUUUUCCUUCCAAUUUUUUUUUUUUUUCCCUUUUUUCUUGUUCAUCAGAAUGUAGCAGCCGACAAUGAAGAUAGCAAUAACAUGUAAUGUGCUGUAUGCGAGUUAGACCAAUAAUAAUAAAAGAGUUAUGAAAGAACAUUAUCAACUUUUGGAUAGAUGCCGAUCCAUUUGAUGUAUUAUAUGUAUUAUUUACUAAAUAUAAAUAAGAUCCGGCAUUUACAU